This is a messenger RNA of Punctularia strigosozonata HHB-11173 SS5, 2685 nucleotides long. RefSeq lists its product as uncharacterized. The transcript is spliced from 10 exons. Lineage: Eukaryota; Fungi; Basidiomycota; Agaricomycetes; Corticiales; Punctulariaceae. The record is from RefSeq and is a predicted model, not a curated record. Bases 1 to 2685 code for a protein of 894 amino acids.
AUGACUCGGAGCAGCGUAUUCUCUGACGAGGAGAACGAAUGGUUGAAGAAAAAACUGGAUGAGUGGAGGGAUGCCAAGUCGAAGAUCGACUUCAUGUUGAAGACCGCGCCCUUGUUCUUCAAAACGUUCCCUAUUGAUCCGACGCCAGAGGAGAUUGCGAGUUGCGGAGGAGAUGUAGCGCAGGCGAGGGUGCACGAGAAUGUUGUGCAGCGAUACAAGGACCGCAAAGCGCAAAUCAGGACGUGGUUUGGUAAUCACAGCCGCGAGCGCGGCUCUGGUCCUGAAAUUCCUGGCGUCAAGCGUCCCGAGUACCAAGCUUGGCAGCGUUUGUUCUAUCACAACGAGGAUGUGCAAGCCGAGUACAAGGUCGCCUGGGAUCAAGCAAUGAAAGAAGGCUGGACGAACGAUCAACAGGUUAAAUUUCAGGCACAAUUCGCCCAGCAGCAUCUCGACGCUGCUGACCCACAGGUGCUUAAAGCCAUCCAGGACUAUCGCAACGAGGGCUAUCUUCAAAGGGACGAUUUAUCCCUUCCGGAGGGCGUGCAAGAUACGGAGGAUACACGACGAGCAGCGAUCGAUAACCUACCACAUACCAUAGCAGCAGCAGCAGAGAGCUGGCAUCGACAGACCGGUUUGCAGAUCUCUAUCAUGGUCGGCGGACCCUUCCCGCGAUCAGAAACCGCGGAAAUUCAGACUAUGUACUACGGCACAGGCAAGAAUCUCCUCGGAUGUGAGUUCGUCGACGCAAACUCGGACUUCAAGACAGACUGGCGAGACACAUUCCACACAUUUUGUGAAGGUUCAUACACUUCGCAGGAACGCAUGCGCCGCCGCGUAGCUGUAGCAGCCGAUAACUCCUCGAAGCCUGGCUCAGCACCCGCCGCAACGUCCUCCGGCGUCCUCCCGCAAGCUGAUGAAAACACACCGCCGAUUGGAUGUGCACUCCCUGCCGCCCUUGCCAUGCGACCACAUGAUACCGCCUUCAAACCGGUCAACAAGCCUGUGGAAGACACUUCAAUCAAUCCUCAGCUCCUCGGACUCAUUCCCUUCUCGAAUGACGCCCAUAUCGAAACCCCAGCACCCGUCCCGGUCACACAAGAACUCCAAGCAGGACAAGCAGUCUCAUCGCAGACGCCUCACUCGCAGCCUGCCAGUGCCUCCCUUCCACCCAUCACUGUCCUUGCGGCACCUCUGCCUGCUGCACCCGAGGUCGCUUCAGGCUCUCAAGAUAUCCUUGCUGGCGCUGCAGUUGGUGCAACCCUUUCGCCCACGACAUCUUCCCCGCUGCCUGCAAGCACCUCCCCUUCAUCCAUCGCUGCUCUCGCUGCGCCUCUCCCUGCUGCGCCCGAGGUGGCUGCAGGCUCCGGGGAUGUCGGUCUUGCAGGUGGUGUGGUUGAGACAUCGGCUCCUCAAGAUCACACAACCCCUUCAUUGACGAUCACUCCCUUGCAGCCUGUCAGUGCUUUUCCUCCGCCCGUAAUUGUCCUUGCGGCAUCUCUCCCUGCUGCGCCUGAGGCCGCUUCCGGCUCCAGCGAUCUCCAUGUUGCGGGCACUGCCAUUGGGACAUCUGUUCUUCAAGAUCCCGCGACCCUUUCACCCGCGACAUCUUCCUCGCUGCCUGCGAAAGCCUCCCCUCCGUCUAUUACUGCCCUCGCUACACCUCUCUCUGCUGCGCUCGAGAUGGCUGCAGGAUCCGGAGACGUCGGUCUUGUAGGUGCUGCAGUUGGGACAUUGGCUCCCCAAGAUCACGCAACCCCUCCAUCCACGACCCCUCUCUCACAGUCUGCCAGCACCUCCUCUUUGUCUGUCUCCGCCCCUGCUGUACGCGGCCCAGACGUCGACUCUACCGGCAAUGCCGUUCGAUCAUCUGUGGUCAAAGAUGCCACAGACGACUCAUCGGAUGAUCCCAUUAUACCCGUGACUUACUCGGAUCUUGACGAGGAGGAGACUGCUCUGCUUCCAGCGGACAAAAGCCAGAGACGGGCAUCUUCGCGGCCCAAGAAGCUUAAAAUCACAGGCGGCGAGGGAUGUACUCUCGACUUCUCUCAGCCGACGUUCGACCUCGUCAAGAACAUCGCUUUGUCUAAAGACCUCCCGGAAUACUUCAUGGGUGCAGUCGCAUUCAUUUCGGAGGCCGUCACCGAGCCGGCAUUCAUCAACAUGCUUCGAGCCUACAUCCUGUUCGAGGCAAAGGCACGAUUCCUCAGUCGGAACAGUGUUACAAAGUCAUUGAUGCGCCCAUCGAUGACCAGCAAAUGGAUCAACAACACCAAGCGCACGACGUAUAUGGUCACUUGCGAUGAUCCUCAAAAAGACUUCUUUUCCUGGAACGCGUGGUGGAUCUCGUUGCAGCCAAGCUGGCGCUGCCGCCCCAGUGCACCUCUUUCGCGUGCAGUUCCCCGUGGUCAGAACACCGACUUUCCCGAAAUCAAGAACGGUAAAAACGGGGUUGUUGUCGUUGUACUAACCUUGGCUUGGAUUUUCCUUGGAGCCAUGGCCCGCAACGAGGGCGGGGUUAACGUCAAAGUACUCGAGGCCGUUGAGGAUGUUACGUGGGUCCUGACGUUGGCAACCAAGACACCUGCGACCGCGGCCGUCAACGAAUUACGCUCUGCGAAGAAAGCUUCUAUCAACGAUGAAAACGAUGUCCCUGCCAAGCGUACUCGCAGGUCCAAGAACGCGUGA